AUGGCCUUGGGGGGCGCCUUCAGCAUCUUCAUGGCACUCUGCCUGUCUUGCCUGCUCAUCCUCAUUGCUUGGAAACGAACCGCCAAAGGAGGGAAGCUGCCCCCUGGGCCCACACCGAUACCGUUUUUGGGGAACCUGUUGCAAGUCCGCAUUGAUGCCACAUUUCAGUCCUUCCUGAAGCUCCAGAAAAAAUAUGGCCCCGUGUUCACUGUGUACUUCGGCCCGAGGCCAGUGGUCAUCUUAUGUGGGCACGAGGCAAUGAAGGAAGCCCUAGUGGACCAGGCAGAUGACUUCAGCGGCCGGGGCGAAAUGCCUACACUAGAGAGGAACUUCCAAGGUCAUGGUUUAGCUCUGGCCAAUGGAGAACGAUGGAGGAUUCUUCGGCGCUUUUCCCUGACGGUCCUUCGAAACUUUGGGAUGGGAAAGCGGAGCAUUGAGGAACGGAUCCAAGAGGAGGCUGGCUUCCUACUGGAGGAAUUCCAUAAAUCCAAGGGAGCUCCCAUAGACCCCACCUUCUACCUCAGCCGCACCGUGUCCAACGUCAUCUGUGCCGUUGUCUUUGGAAAGCGUUUUGACUACGAGGACAAGAUUUUUCAGAGCCUGAUGAAGAUGAUCAAUGAGAGCUUUAUGGAGAUGAGCAUGCCCUGGGCACAGUUAUAUGACAUGUACUGGGGAGUCAUGCAGUAUUUUCCAGGAAGACACAACCACCUCUAUAACUUGAUAGAAGAGCUUAAGGACUUCAUUGCCUCCAGGAUCAAGGUCAAUGAAGCAUCCGUUGACCCCUCAAACCCUAGGGACUUCAUUGACUGCUUUCUCAUCAAGAUGCACCAGGAUAAAAGUGAUCCCCACUCAGAAUUCAACCUCAAGAACUUGGUCCUCACCACCCUCAACCUCUUCUUCGCUGGCACGGAAACUGUGAGUUCCACAUUACGCUACGGAUUCUUGCUGCUGCUGAAGUACCCCGAGGUGGAAGCCAAGAUUCAUGAGGAGAUUAACCGGGUGAUUGGAACACACCGCGCCCCAAGAGUGGAUGACCGGACCAAGAUGCCCUACACUGAUGCUGUCAUCCACGAGAUACAGAGACUGACAGACAUCGUGCCCAUGGGCGUCCCCCAUAAUGUCGUACGGGACACUCAUUUCCGAGGCUACUUUCUGCCCAAGGGCACAGAUGUAUAUCCGCUCAUCGGCUCGGUCCUCAAAGAUCCCAAGUACUUCCGCUACCCGGAUGCUUUUUAUCCGCAACACUUCCUGGAUGAACAGGGACGCUUCAAGAAGAACGAAGCGUUUGUGGUUUUUUCCUCUGGAAAGCGCAUCUGCGUCGGGGAGGCUCUGGCGCGCAUGGAACUCUUCAUCUACUUCACGUCCGUCCUUCAGAGGUUCUCCUUACGUUCCCUGGUGCCUCCUGCUGAUAUCGACAUUACUCACAAGAUCUCGGGCUUUGGCAAUAUCCCCCCCACCUACGAGCUCUGCCUUGUGGCCCGCUGA
Molecule: messenger RNA, 1485 nt
Organism: Acomys russatus (golden spiny mouse)
Lineage: Eukaryota; Metazoa; Chordata; Mammalia; Rodentia; Muridae
Product: cytochrome P450 2G1
Exons: 9
Coding region: 1-1485 (494 amino acids)
Biological process (GO): xenobiotic metabolic process
Cellular component (GO): intracellular membrane-bounded organelle; cytoplasm
Molecular function (GO): oxidoreductase activity, acting on paired donors, with incorporation or reduction of molecular oxygen, reduced flavin or flavoprotein as one donor, and incorporation of one atom of oxygen; iron ion binding; heme binding
Source: RefSeq, a predicted model, not a curated record